Dibothriocephalus latus is the source of this 507-nucleotide messenger RNA. The record is from the annotation of a GenBank genome assembly. NCBI's taxonomy places the organism in Eukaryota, Metazoa, Platyhelminthes, Cestoda, Diphyllobothriidea, Diphyllobothriidae.
AUGUCGGACAUUCUUCUGGCUGAGUACACAUUACGUCGGGCCCUGCACGAGCAUGCUGGAGACCUCAUGGUGACCGGUAGCCCCCACAUACUCUGCUCAACACUGCCCAAACAUUGGCGUUCUAAUAAGUCUUUGCCCACACCUUUUCGAGUGGUGAGUCUGAUCCCGGUGCCCGAUGGAACCCGAGUUGUGCUCACAGCCGGCAACGAGGAGAGACCCUUCGCGGAACUGAAAAAUGCCGUAGCGAUCAUGCAGAACCAAGAAGCUCGGUUCAAUGAUCUACGCUUUCUCGGCCGUAGUGGUAGAGCCGGUCCAAUCAGUUUUCUCACUAAUCCUGCAUCUAUGUUUAUAGGAAAGUCAUUUAAUGUGACCAUCACUGUGGAGAGCAAUCCGCCUCAAGUGGGAACCUACUCGCGCGCGAUAAAGGUUACCGUAGAUGGGCCGCGUGUUCCACGGAACAAAUAUGGUAAGUUUUAUCGUCUAUAUUUUGCAUUCUUCACUGUUUAA